Molecule: messenger RNA, 1413 nt
Organism: Galleria mellonella (greater wax moth)
Lineage: Eukaryota; Metazoa; Arthropoda; Insecta; Lepidoptera; Pyralidae
Gene: NGR-A2
Product: pyrokinin-1 receptor-like
Exons: 4
Coding region: 254-1282 (342 amino acids)
Biological process (GO): neuropeptide signaling pathway
Cellular component (GO): plasma membrane
Molecular function (GO): neuropeptide receptor activity
Source: RefSeq, a predicted model, not a curated record
UAUAUGAAAUUUUCCAUGGAACAGUUACUCGGCUGUGGUAGCCAGCAGAACAACUACUUAGAGAAAUAGAAAUACAAUUGUAGCGAAUAAACACAGAUAGGUGUCAGUAAUGAAAGUAGGACUUAUCAGUACUUAUGUUUCAUUAAAUAAUUCUAUCUACUUUUAGUAAUAUUACAGUGUAAAAAUAGUAUCUAUAUAGACAAAGUGUUGUUUAAUUAGACUGAAAUAUUUUUCAUUUUCUCGGGCCUCCGAAAUGUCUUGGGAAACUGAUGAUGCGUUCACAAAUAAAUCGUAUUCAUUUUUUGGACCGGUGGGUAUGGUGUUGUCCGAAGAAAAUGGUUUAGACAACAAUCUCUCUGUAAAGGUGGUCUUAAGCGUGUUCCUCGGAGUGUGCAUGGUUCUGAGCAUCGUUGGAAACGUAUGCACAUGUGCAGUCAUCGCACGAGAUCGCACCAUGAGAACCAUUACUAAUUGUUACCUGUUCAACCUGGCCAUUACAGAUCUGCUUAUGGCAUUCUUCGUUCCCAUGGAAAUUUACUUGAUAUGGAUACCAGAAGUCUACCCGCUGGGCGAAGAAGGAUGUCGUCUCCACUUUAUUCUUUAUGACUGGCUGAACAACUGCAGCGUACUCACAAUUUCAGCUUUUUCCUUGGAGCGUUACUUAGUGAUAUCGAAACCUUUCCUUCGUCAAACUUUGUCAGUGAAGUCACGCGUGUACAAAAUCGUCGCAAUCAUCUGGGUUGUAUCUUUCGCUUUUUGCAUUCCGGACAUAUUUUAUAUAGACCUUGUGCAAAAGAAAAAGUUUAUUUUUUGUUAUGUAACACUACCGGGCCUAUUAAGAUAUUUAAUGGCUAUGGAUUUAUUUGUAUUCUUUGUGAUGCCAAUGACUUUUCUUUUUGUGCUGUACGUGUUGAUAGCAAUCAAACUAAAAUCAGCUCAUUUAAGACUGAAAAAUAGUCCAGUAAAUGGCAAUUUGAAUAGGGAUAAAGCUGUAAAAAUGUUAGCUGCCGUAGCCGCGUCUUUUUUCUUCUGUUGGUCGCCAUAUUGUUUACUGAGGUUUAUGAUGGUAUAUCCCAAGUUUAGUUAUGAAGAUUACUAUGAUAUCUGGAGAAUAGUGAAUUAUUUGUGUUACAAUGGCUACGUCUCAACGGUCAUAAAUCCAAUACUAUACAGUUUGAUGUCACGGAAAUUCAGACAAGCAUUCAAAGAUUUUUUCAAAGGUCAAUCUAAAACUAACAGACCACGAAUGACUUCAAUGCGAUGGAUGAAUUCUGGAGUUUAAAGAAGUUUAUUUGGUAGGGGUUUUCUACUCAAAUAAGUAUUUAAAUUAAAACAAUAUGAGUUUUUUUAAAGAUCAUGUAACGUAUAUGUCAGGUUAGACUAUUUCCGCCACAAUCAAGAACAAUGUACAAU